AUGCCUGCUUCAAUCCGUAACGGCGGUAACGGCACUUUACCAGAGGUGAGCAAUGGAUUCAAUUGUGUGGAUUGCUCGCGACCAGAUGGAGCAGAGAAUAUGGUCCAAUGUGAUAAAUGUGACCUUUGGAGACACUAUUCGUGUGCGGAUGUGGAUGAGUGGGUCAAAGAUGUACCAUGGACGUGCGCCACAUGUACCAAUCAGCAAACACAGGAAAACCUGUCUUCAGUGUCCGACUUGGCCGAAAGUCUAGCACGGCUUCGCGCAAGACAGGAACUGGAAAGAUUACAAAUUGAUAUCGACGUUCAACGACGCCACACUGAAGAACAACAAGCGCUUAUUAGUAACAGUCUAGGUUUGGAGGAAAAUCGCAGUAGACGAAGUAGAGUGAGCAGUCGACUAAGUGAACAACGUAUACGCGCGUGGGUAGACGAGGUCGUAGCCACAGCCGGCGCCGAAGGUUCAUCUGCUCAACAACAACAACCACAACAACAGCCAUCCCAGAUGACAGAAAUUGCUGAGUCAUUGAAAGCAGGUCCAUCAAAUCAAUCGAUCGUGCCAAACGCCAGAGGAUCAGAAGCCAUACUUCCAUCACCACCAUUGCUCCCAUCGGUGGCGGUUCCGAAGAUGCAAUCAACUAUGAAUCGAUCUCGUCCAAAUUUACCACUUUCUUCAAAAGCAUCUGACCGCGUAAAGCAGCUUCCCAACCGAUCGGUAGCCUUCGAACGACUGUCGCCGAUUUCCGAUUCGCCAAUUGAUGCACGAGCAGCACAACGCUCGAUUUUACGCGAUCCUUUGCCCAGAUUCCCCGGACAGAGUCAACAAGAUACCGCCAGUAGACAGCCACUCGACUUGGAAAAGGAAAUUAAAAACUGCAAACAAGUAAUAGAAGAGCUCGAGCGGAACGCUCGAGCGCAAAAUGCAGAACUACAAAUAUUACUUGCAAGCAGCCAACAAGAACGAUUGACUGCUGAAUUUAAUAAACAAAAUCCUUCAUCACGAAGCUUCAGCGGAGCUUUCCCGAAAGCUACAUCUAUGCGAAGUUUGCCAGUACCUACAAAUUCCCAUCGUACAGGUAUGCCAAUACGACCAGAAUUGAAGAUAAGUGAAAUCCCGAACAACAACAAAAAUCUUCCAAAUGAUCAAGAUACAUUCUGCCAGCGCCAAACCCAAUCAGAGGAUUUCUUACAAGUGCCUUUGUUGCAUAAUAAACGACCCACGACCAAGACCACUAACAUCGGCCUGUCGGAUGGCUAUCUGACUUCCCGCCCAGAUGAAAAAAAAUAUCCUAGUACGUCAGAGAAGCAGUUCAAUUUGCCGAAUCACACGGCCGAUGCCAUCUUAGCGAUGCCCUUUCUAGGGGAUGAGGAAAUCGUACGAGAAUCACGAAACGCAUUUACAACUCAACUGAUAGAUGAACAGGCUCCAGCUUUUGGACAAAAGGGGUUCACGUCGAAUAACUUAUCGGUGCCUUUGAGACCAGAAAACUUACCCACACAUCAGCAGCUGGCGGCACGACAGUCUCUGGCUCGAGACCUACCUACAUUUUCCGGGAAUCCAACAGAAUGGCCUAUCUUUAUAGCCAAUUAUCGCUACACAACGGAAGCCUGCGGUUUCACGAACGGUGAAAAUAUGCUACGCCUUCAAAGGAGUCUGCAAGGCCAAGCGCUCGAUGCAGUGCGCAGUCGUCUGAUUUUCCCAUCUGCAAUCCCACAAGUGAUUGAAAUAUUGCGAAUGCGAUACGGCAGACCGGAGGUGUUGAUCAACGUGUUGCUCCAAAAAGUACGGGCCAUUCCCCCACCAAGAUCAGACCGGUUGGAAAGCCUUAUCGAAUUUGGCACAGCCGUUCAGGAAUUGGUAGACAACAUUGAUGCAGCGAAUGAACCAGCCCAUCUAGUGAAUCCGGCCCUUCUUCAAGAGCUAGUCAUGAAGCUCCCAACCGAUCAAAGAAUGAUGUGGGCUGGGUUUAGACGAAGCAUAGCUGCUGUGGACCUAAGGACAUUCGGGAGUUAUAUGGCAAUAAUUGUGGAAGAUGCAAGUAGCGUCGUGGUGUAUGAAGGUGAUGGCAAAAAAUCAAAUGUACGGGAAAAAUCUAAGUUCAAAGGAACUGUCCUUUCCCACGCGGAAGGAAACAUAACCGAACAGCAAAACGAGCGACCACUUCCUCCCAAUGCCGAAGAGCAUCCGUUGGAGUUCUACAGAUGUGCGAUUUGCGAAGAAAAUGGACACAGAGUGCGUGAGUGUGAUGUGUUUCGCUCGUUGCAUGUGGAUGAAAGAUGGCUUCGAGUGCGAGCUCUGCGAUUGUGUUGGAAUUGUCUAUCUUCUCACGGACGUCGGGCGUGUCGAGUGAAGGGAGUAUGUGGAAUCGACGGGUGCAAAAAUAGGCACCAUACACUACUGCAUUCAUCUAGAGAAGACAAGGCAAACGUGGGUCAAAUCCUUACACACAGACUAUUCGAUACAGCAGCACUCUUCAGGAUAAUUCCCGUCACACUUUUCAGCAAGGACAGGCAAAUCGCUACAUACGCCUUCUUAGACGAGGGGUCUGACUUGACACUUAUUGAAAGUGACCUAGUCUCAGGUCUGGGAAUACGCGGCAGUCCCAACCCUUUGUGUCUGCGAUGGACUGCAAAUACUUCACGAUUGGAAAACGAAUCUCACUCCGUCCAGUUGAGCAUAUCCGGUAUUGCAACGGAAUCUAAAAGGGAAACUAUGAACGCCAGAACUGUAAAACAUCUCGGUUUACCAUAUCAAAGCUUUUACGCAGAAGAAGCGGCUCAGAAGUAUGGUCAUCUGCGUGGUAUACCGUUGGCCAGCUACGAGAACGCGAAACCAAGGAUGCUUAUCGGAUUAGAUAAUCUUCGACUUGCCGUGCCAUUGAAAACAAGAGAAGGAAACAGCGGCCCAGUAGCCGUUAAAAUCAGACUCGGGUGGUGUGUUUACGGACCGCGCAACCUAAAUGCUAGUAAAGCCUACAAUCUCCACGUGUGCCAAUGCUCCUGCGAUAAUAACUUAGAAACUGCGCUGAAGGAUUUCUGUGCCUUAGAUAAUUUAGGAGCUCAAGCUGAGAUUCCUAUUACGAAAGAAGAUCAAAGAGCAAUAGAUAUUUUAGAAACCACCACCAAAAAGAUCGGAAAUUUUUUCGAAACUGGCUUGCUAUGGAAAAAAGACCUGGUCGAACUUCCCGACAGCUAUCCCAUGGCCAAAAGAAGGCUGGAAUGCUUCGAACGACGAAUGGAAAAAAAUCCGGCUCUUAAAGAGAAUGUCCACCGUCAGAUUAGGGAAUACGAACUGAAAGGUUACGCUCAUGUUGCCACUCAACAAGAACUAAAUGAGGCGGACCCCAGUCGCAUUUGGUAUCUUCCGAUCGGCGCCAUCGUGAACCCAAAAAAACCAGGAAAGGUGCGUGUUAUCUGGGACGCAGCCGCAAAAGUCAAAGGAACUUCAUUGAACAGCGUAUUGCUCAAAGGUCCCGAUCAACUUGCCUCUCUCCCGGCAGUACUGUUUGGGUUUCGCAUGUACCGCGUCGCUCUGACUUCUGACAUCAGGGAAAUGUUCCACCAAAUAAAAAUUCGCAACGCAGACAAACACUCCCAGAGGUUCUUGUGGCGGUUCGAUCGUGACUCUAGCCCUAAGAUUUAUCUGAUGGAUGUCGCUACCUUCGGAAGCACCUGCUCACCGGCAUCCGCUCAAUUUGUCAAAAACCGGAACGCAGAGAUGCACUAUGAGCUUUUUCCGGAAGCCUCUAGAGAUAUCAUAUCCCAUCACUAUGUGGACGACUAUUUGAAAAGCUUCAGCACGGAAGAAGAAGCCACAAAGGUAGGCAAUGACGUCCGUAUCGUCCACGGGAACGGUGGGUUUCAGCUACACAAUUGGAGAUCCAAUAGCCAGAAGGUGCUUGAACAACUUGGAGUUGAAGACACCCUCAAAGUGAAGGAACUGGUAGAAAUUACACAGACCGAGCGCGUUUUAGGAAUGCUGUGGGAACCCACUACAGACGUGCUAAGCUUUUCCACACAGUUGAGUCACGAAGUGCAAAACCUGGUCGCGUCUUCAACGCGCCAUACAAAACGUCAAGUCCUCAGAUGCGUGAUGACAUUAUUCGACCCGCUCGGACUCCUUGCUCCCUUUUUGAUUCACGGCAAAGUACUUAUUCAAGACUUAUGGCGAACAGGAAUCGAGUGGGACGACGAAGUACCCGACAGAGUCUAUGAAAGAUGGUUGAAGUGGAUCGAAGUUAUAGCACACAUAGAAGAGAUUCGAAUUCCCAGAUGCUACUUCCCGCAAGCCACGAAACACACUUACGAUAAUGUCCAGCUUCAUUUAUUUGUCGACGCUAGCGAAGUUGCCUAUGCUUGUGCAAUCUACUUACGCACUAUCGUAAGUGGGCAACCGCAGUGUUGCCUGAUCGGAGCCAAGGCGAAAGUCGCACCUCUGAAGCCCUGGUCGAUCCCUAAACUUGAACUUCAGGGAUGUGUGCUAGGGGUUAGAUUGAUGACCUACGUAAAGCAACACCACGCAAUCACGAUCUCAAGCACACAUAUUUGGACCGAUUCCCGAACGGCACUCGCUUGGAUCAAAGCAGACCCCCGGAACUACAGACCGUUUGUGUCGAAUCGAGUCGGAGAAAUAUUGGAGCACACGGAACCAAGUCAGUGGCGUUGGGUACCAUCGCGGUCGAACCCGGCGGACGAAGCUACAAAAUGGGGAGUAGGACCAUUUUUUGAUCGCAGUAGUCAAUGGUUCAAUGGACCUCAUUUCCUGCAACUGACCGAAGAAGAGUGGCCGAAACCAAAGGAAGAAUUAACCGCUACGACCGAAGAAAUGCGGGCCUCAGUCUUGCACCAUCGUUCCUGGAAGCCAGUUAUUAUCUACGAAAAAUAUGCGUCUUGGGAAAAACUGCAGCGAGUGGUUGCAUACGUGCUGCGACACAUUCACAACCGAUUAAAAUUGCAACCCAGGUACGACUCACAUCUCCAACAACACGAACUGAAAUCUGCCGAAGAAAACAUUAUUCAAAUGGUUCAGUUCGAGUGUUUCUCCGAAGAAAUAGCUGCCUUAAAAGAGAAAAGCCCGGAUCGGAAUCCUAUCACUGAGAAAAGUUCACUCUAUAAGCUAGCACCCACAAUUGACGAUCGAGGGCUCCUGCGGCAAACUGGUCGUAUUGGAGCUGCAAAGGAAGUACCAUACGACACGAAGUUUCCACUAAUACUUCCCGGAAAACAUUACGUAACCGAGCUGUUAGUUGAUCAUUUCCAUCGUAAAUUCUGCCAUCGAAACUCCGAAACAAUCGUAAACGAGUUGCGUCAGGUUUACGAGAUUCCCAAUCUACGUGUUUUGGUUAAAAGCAUCGGUCGCAAGUGUCUCCUGUGCCAAAUACGACGCACACGACCAGUCUACCCCCCAAUGGCACCGCUUCCUCCGGCUCGCUUAGCGCAUCACGAGCGGGCUUUCACCUAUACCGGACUUGAUUAUUUCGGACCCUUACUCGUCAAGAUAGGACGAGCCAACGUAAAAAGGUGGAUAGCUCUCUUCACGUGUCUUACGACAAGAGCCGUCCACCUGGAAGUCGCUUAUAGUCUCACCACUGCGUCGUGUAUUUCUACCGUGCGAAGAUUCGUAGGUCGCCGUGGGGCUCCAGCAGAGUUUUACAGCGAUAACGGAACAAACUUCCAGGGAGCCGAGCGAAUUUUAAGACAUCAAGUAAGCCAGGGGUUGUCGGAAAUCUUCACUUCUAGCGAUACAAAGUGGAGCUUCAUUCCACCAGGAGCUCCGCAUAUGGGCGGCGCGUGGGAGCGCCUAGUACAAUCGGUAAAAGCGGCCAUGAGCGAGGCAUACAGCGAGGGUAAGCUGGAUGAUGAGGGCCUACAGACUUUAAUCGUAGAGGCUGAGCGAAUUGUAAAUACAAGGCCUCUUACAUACUUACCACUGGAUUCGUCCCACUCUGAAGCUCUAACUCCCAACCAUUUCCUGCUGCUGAACUCCAAUGGUAAAAGACGGAUAAACGACGAGGAUAGCUCGCGGGUAGGUUAUGCAUCAAAAACCGUGGAUUUCGAAGUGAGAAGAAGUCACUUGGGAGCUUCCUGGGAUUUAAUACAGCGUCAGUUGGAAACUUUCUGGAAACGAUGGUUGACGGAGUAUCUUCCGGUUAUCCGGAGACAAUCAAAAUGGUUCGAAAAGGUUCGACAACUAGAAGCAGGUGACCUAGUAUUGGUAACGGAUCCAACUAAACGGUGCGGCUGGGAACGAGGUCGUGUCGAUCGUGUGCUGAUGAAUGACGAUGGCCAGGUGAGAAGAGCGGUGGUUCAAAUAGGCAAGACAAAGCACGUUCGUCCGGUGACCAGAUUAGCUCUUCUAGAUGUUAAAGGUGUAGUCCCACGAGUACCAGGGAUACACCCGGGGGAGAAUGUUGCCGCAGCGAACGAAGAAAUGGCCACACUGGAGCUAACACGUGCCUACGAUGUCAGUCAACGAGCAAAACAGAACGUCAAACAAACAUAG
Uranotaenia lowii is the source of this 6501-nucleotide messenger RNA. RefSeq lists its product as uncharacterized. The transcript has a single exon. Gene Ontology annotation, biological process: DNA integration. Gene Ontology annotation, molecular function: nucleic acid binding. Bases 1 to 6501 code for a protein of 2166 amino acids. The record is from RefSeq and is a predicted model, not a curated record. NCBI's taxonomy places the organism in Eukaryota, Metazoa, Arthropoda, Insecta, Diptera, Culicidae.